CUAGGGUUUUUAAAUGACUCUGUUUCCUGCGUAUAAAAUGGCGGAACUCGUUCACUGAUUAAUGUGAUCAUCUACUACUUACAGUUGCUGACCCCAAAUCUCUGAGCUCUCCGCAACGCUUCAUAGUCCAGGUGUGAAUUGAAGGAGUUUAUCCACCAAGAAGAUAAAAUGUCUGGUGAAGAGCCUGCAGCCGUGGAGACACCUGCUGCUACUCUUGGUGAGCCUAUGGAUAUCAUGACUGCCUUGCAACUUGUGCUUAGAAAGUCAUUGGCCCAUGGAGGUCUGGUUCGAGGACUUCAUGAGGGUGCAAAAGCAAUUGAGAAACAUGCUGCUCAGCUCUGUGUGUUGGCAGAAGACUGCAACCAACCAGACUACCUUAAAUUGGUCAAAGCACUAUGUGCUGAUCACAAUGUGAACCUAAUAACUGUUCCAAGUGCCAAGACUCUCGGUGAAUGGGCUGGCUUAUGCAAGAUUGAUUCAGAAGGGAAGGCCAGGAAAGUUGUCGGAGCUUCUUGUGUCGUUGUGAAGGAUUUCGGCGAGGAAAGUGCAGGUCUUCACAUUGUUCAGGAAUAUGUCAAGUCUCACUGAAAUAUUAGCAGCGAAGUCGUGUUUAGGGAAGUUUAGACUGAGAAACGCAUCUCACCUUGUAGUUUGUUUCUAAAGACGUGGUUAGGGAAGUUUGGACUGAGAAACACAUCUCAUCUCAUAGUUGCUUUUAAUGUUUUCUCUAGGAGUUUAGAUAGCGGUACACCACUCUAGUAUGUUAUAAUGUUUCCUUGGAAAUUUUUUCCCGAACUGCUGAUAAACCAGCUACUCCGUUGGAUUUUGGGUGGCUGAAAUUUCAAGUGCAAUUUUUGAGGCUAUUUAAUCUCAACAGAAUGUUAACUC
Molecule: messenger RNA, 888 nt
Organism: Sesamum indicum (sesame)
Lineage: Eukaryota; Viridiplantae; Streptophyta; Magnoliopsida; Lamiales; Pedaliaceae
Product: small ribosomal subunit protein eS12
Biological process (GO): translation
Cellular component (GO): ribosome
Molecular function (GO): structural constituent of ribosome
Source: RefSeq, a predicted model, not a curated record